Molecule: messenger RNA, 885 nt
Organism: Kuraishia capsulata CBS 1993
Lineage: Eukaryota; Fungi; Ascomycota; Pichiomycetes; Pichiales; Pichiaceae
Exons: 1
Coding region: 1-885 (294 amino acids)
Biological process (GO): endocytosis; plasma membrane tubulation; actin cortical patch localization
Cellular component (GO): medial cortex; Rvs161p-Rvs167p complex; mating projection tip
Molecular function (GO): protein binding; lipid binding
Source: RefSeq, a predicted model, not a curated record
AUGUCUUGGUCCGGAUUUAAAAAGGCCGUCAAUAGGGCUGGUACCCAGAUGAUGAUGAGGAGUGGGAAAGUGGAGGGGUCUGUGGAUAGGGAGUUUGAUGUACAGGAGGCCAAUUUCAAACGCCUUGCUGAAUUCACAGACAGACUUCAUGAGUCAAUGGCCAAGAUGCUGGACCACUUCACUGACCUUCUGGAAGUGCAAUUGAAUGUUGCUGUUACACUAGACUCCUUCUACGGAGUAUAUGACUUUGACCAGGAGUCGGACCGCCGCAAAGUCCACGGCCAAUCCGGUGUGAAUAACCGGGACGGGAUCAGUCUGGAAUAUCUGAAGGUAAUUGAUGCAAUAAAACGGGAAAUCCUUCCAUCAGUGUUGGAUCCGUUUUCAAUUACAGUUCUUACACCGAUUGCAGAAUUCAAAGCCUACACCGAUGAACUAGGUAGGCUCGUCAAGAAGCGGUAUCGCAAGAAACUGGAUUAUGAUAUGUUGAGGUUCAAGGCCGACAAAAUUGAAGAACAAGCUGAAUUUGCUGAGAAAGAAACCGACAAGCACGAGCGCACGCUUGAGGGUUUCCGGGUUGCAGAAAAAACGUAUUUCGACCUUAACGACCGUUUAAAGCUGGAACUGGCCCAAUUCGUCUCGAUGAGACUAGCAGUGUUGGAUCCAACAUUUGAAAGUUUCAUAAAGGUUCAGUUGAAAUUUUUUACAGAUGUUUACCAGAAAUUGGCUACGCUGUCACCCAACCCACAGGAUAUUCACCUGCCCACUGCCCAGCCGAAAGUUCAAGUGGACGCAAUGUCGAGACAGCAGUACGCUGAAGGGAAACUUGAUGAGUCCAUUCAGGAUAUUUUGUUGAAAAUGAAGCGGCUGAACAUUCAGGAGAUGUGA